Messenger RNA from Drosophila ficusphila, 1511 nucleotides. RefSeq names its product NAD kinase 2, mitochondrial (gene Nadk2). The transcript has 6 exons. Gene Ontology annotation, biological process: NAD+ metabolic process. Lineage: Eukaryota; Metazoa; Arthropoda; Insecta; Diptera; Drosophilidae. Gene Ontology annotation, cellular component: mitochondrion. Bases 124 to 1365 code for a protein of 413 amino acids. The record is from RefSeq and is a predicted model, not a curated record. Gene Ontology annotation, molecular function: NAD+ kinase activity.
UUGUUACAAAUCUAAAGUAGAACAUAAAUACACUUUCGCAACCCACUGUCCGUUGGGCUAAUCAGCUGUUCUGAGACAUUCCAAUCGAAAUCGAAUUUUUGGAUUUUGGGUUGUGGGCUUGCGAUGCUCGCGGGUGCCAAGAAGAUUGUACCAGAGGGGUUGAAGUACGCCAAGUUCACGCCGGCUAACUUUAAGCUGAAACGGGCCCUGGUGGUCACGAAGCUAUCGCGUUAUGAGUUUGAGCAACUACGUCACCCGGAACUCUCACCGGAUCAGCUGCAGCAGAAGCUCCGGGACCGGGGAACCGACGUGGAGAUGGUUCUUUAUUUGCAUAAGGUACACAAGGAUUUCGAACGCAAGGUCGUGCAGAGCUUCCAGGAUGUGGGUUGCGAGGUGAAGCUGUCCAGCAGACUUGAAUUUAGAAGCUCGUUGAGCAAGGAUGUCAUGAGCUGGGCAGACGUCAUCGUGCCGGUGGGUGGCGAUGGAACCUUCCUUCUCUCCGCUGGCCGCGCCAGUCCACUUUUCGCACUCAGCCAGCAGAAGACUCCCAUCGUGGGCUUUAACUCGGAUCCGCUCCGCUCGGAGGGUCGACUUAUGCUGCCCAAGCAUUACUCGGACAAUCCAGCCGAUGCCGUUGGUCGCAUCAAAAGCGGCGACUUCAAGUGGAUGCAUCGCUCGAGGGUUAGAACCACGCUGCUGGGCAGCAACGGUAAGAUCCCGGAGUCGACGGACCUCUUCCGGCACACAGAGGUCAAGAUGGAGCAGGUGACGACGGCACCCGAAUUGCUUGACAAGGAUAUGGCUUGCAAGUAUAAGGCCAAAAUGAAACGCAUUCUUCCUUAUUUGGCUCUCAAUGAGGUAUUUAUCGGCGAACACCUCUCAGCCCGAGUGUCCCACUUGCAGCUGGUGCUGGACCAUCAGGAUGUGGUGAACAAGACGAAGUGCUCAGGACUGUGUGUCAGCACGGGCACCGGCUCAACAUCUUGGCACACCAGCAUUAAUCGCAUCACCAGCCGGGAUGUCGAUGACCUGUUGCGCUCGUUACCAAAUAGCAGUUCAAAGGAGGUAAUGGUGUUGCGCCAGAAUGCGGAAGAGAUCGCCCAAAGGUACAACCAGGGAUUACUCUUUGCCCCAGAUGACCCGCGUCUUUGCUACUCCAUCCGUGAGCAGAUCUGCGUGGGCGUGUGGCCCUCGCCAAAAACCUUCAAGGAGCGGGACUUUGUGCAGACUGUGUUUGUGAAGUCCCAUUGCAUCGAUGCCAACUUGGUUAUAGACGGAAGCAUUUCGUUCCCGUUUAACGAUGGGGCCAAGGCUUUGCUGGAGGUCCAUCCCGAGGAUGCUCUCCUGACAAUAGCUUUAGACUGAACCCAGUGAUGCGACCCAAGUGCCUGGUUAUCUAGCCGUAGCAUGUCUGAAUUUUGAAAUUAUUUAAGUAUGCAUUUUGCAACUACUUAGCAGUGUAAGCUCAAAAGUUAUUUGUUAUUGAAUAAACAUAUAUUUAAACAUCACUA